CCGCCCACCCCGUCCGUGGAAGAUGGCGGCGCGGCGAUGCGCCAGGAGCGGCGCUACGAGCGGGGGCGGCCGUGGGAAGGGAAGGGACGCGGCGCCGCCCGCUGGGCGCUGCUCGCACAAACGCUCCGGCUCCUCCCGCUGCGUGAGCGACGCGUCUGACACCGCCCCACAUUUACCUGCGAGGUGCUUCGUGCCAGAGGCCGCCAGAAGACCGGACAGUAUUUGAAGGCUUGACAAAUGCAUCCCAGGCUGAAAAACUGCUGUGUUUCUCCUCCUCUUCCUCCUUUAGAAAACUGACUUCUUUAAAGAGAGGUAAGAGAGCAGAUACAGAAGUAAGAAAAUGCUGGGAUCAGAACGGGGUGUGGUGGAAGAAUGGCUGUCGGAAUUCAAGGCAUUACCUGAAACACAGAUUUCCAGCUAUGCAGCUACGUUGCACCGAAAAAAACCACUGGUACCAGCUCUUUAUAAAGUCAUUCAAGACCCAAAUAAUGAGCUCCUGGAGCCUGUUUGCCACCAGCUCUUUGAACUGUAUCGUAGUUCUGAAGUUCGACUGAAGAGAUUCACGCUGCAAUUUUUGCCAGAGCUCAUCUGGGUAUAUCUGCGUCUUACUGCCAGCAGGGAUAGGCAAAGUAAUGGUUGCAUUGAAGCAUUGCUGCUUGGCAUUUACAACUUGGAAAUUGCUGACAAAGAUGGAAACAACAAAGUUUUAUCUUUCACCAUCCCUUCAUUAUCUAAACCCUCGAUAUAUCAUGAGCCCUCUACUAUUGGAUCCAUGGCUUUAACUGAAGGAGCUCUGUGUCAGCAUGAUCUCAUCAGAGUAGUUUACAGUGAUCUUCAUCCUCAAAGAGAAACCUUCACAGCACAGAACAGGUUUGAGGUGCUGAGCUUUCUCAUGCUGUGCUACAAUUCUGCUAUUGUCUAUAUGCCUGCCUCUUCUUACCAAUCGCUUUGUAGGAUGGGUUCCAGGCUGUGUGUGAGUGGUUUUCCACGGCAGCACGAGAAACGCUGGAAAGAACACUGUGGUAGAGUGGUGUUAGACCCUGACUUCAUGGUGCAGCUGCUCACAGGUGUCUAUUAUGCUAUAUAUAAUGGUCAAUGGGAUCUCGGCCAGGAGGUAUUGGAGGACAUAAUUUACAGAGCACAGCUUGAACUCUACUCACAACCUCUAUUGGUUGCAAAUGCCAUGAAAAACUCACUGCCCUUUGAUGCUCCUGAUGCAUCCCAAGAAGGCCAGAAGGUACUUAAAGUAGAAGUUACUCCAACAGUGCCGAGGAUUUCUCGAACUGCCAUUACAACAGCUUCAAUCCGUCGUCACCGCUGGAGAAGAGAAGAUGGCUUUGACUUCUCAAACGAGGCUGACUCAAGCAUACCUGGCUCACCGAUCCAACACGGCUCCACAGACCUAGGGAUCAAACGUGAGCAAGAGGGGGAGGUGCUGAUGCGCAGGACCCCUGAGCAUGGCUUCCCGGAGCCCACCUUGGCAGCUGCCACAACAGAGGAUACUGAAGGUGUAAAUGGAAGAGAGGAAUCUGUGAAUCUUAACGAUGCUGAUGAAGGAUUUUCAUCAGGAGCAUCUCUCAGCAGCCAGCCAGCUGGGACCAAGCCUCAAUCAUCUGUAUCACAGAAGAGCAGCUUAAGGAAAACCGCAAGUGGACGUUCUGCUAAGGAUAAAGAAACCUCUUCUGCAGCAAAAUCCAAUGACAGCCCUCGAGAUUCAGUAGCUCGGAAGCAGUACGUGCACCAAUCCACCGACCUUGGUGCAGAUAUAAUUGAGAUGACACCUACUAAGAAACACCUCAGCCUGCCUGCUGGGCAAGUGGUGCCAAAAGCCAACAGUCUGAGCUUGAUCAGGACUGCCAGUGCUUCCUCCAGUAAAUCGUUCGACUAUGUGAAUGGUAGUCAAGCAGGCUCCAGUGUUGGAGUUGGUACAGAAGGUGUUACCAAUCUAGUAGCUGGCAACACCAAUCGUUUUUCAACUAUCAGCCUACAAGAGGACCGACUAGGCCACGCUGGGGAAGGUAAAGAUCUUCUUCCUCCAGGAACUCCCCUGACCAAACAGUCUCGAUCUCCAAGUUUCAAUAUGCAGCUGAUAUCCCAGGUGUAACAUUUAACUCCCUUUGUUAGGACUCCCUAUUUGCCCUAAAUCCCCAGGCAAGUUCGUUCUUAGGCAAAACAAGAACCAUCGUCCUGCAGUGUGAAAAUACUGACUGUUGUGAUCUUGUUUGAUUUGGUUUAGCUAUCAUACUGUAUUACUGAAACAGCAAUAAUUCUUCCCCCACCUUCAUUCUGCCCCCUUGUAAACAUGGUUGUGAAGCAGUAUAUAAUGUACUGUAUGCCUUUUUCCAUGCCUUCCUUUCUCCUUGGGUGAUGUGCAAUCCAUCGUAGGCUGAUCAGUCCCAUUUCAACACUGUGAGACUGGAGACACCGUCGGAAAUGGUGAAUGUGAUCCCUAUGAGAUGAUGCUUUGGCUUUGUUAAGAAAUAGAAACGGGUUUGCUUUCUCGGUCUACAGUACUGCAAAGACUACUGGAUCAUGACCUUUCUUUCACAGAACCAGGAGUGCCUCAGAGAUUCUGAUGUGACUUUGGACCUCUCUGAGUCUGUGCAAUCAAUUCUGGGGAGGGAAUUGUCAUUGCUGCUCCUGGCUGCUUACAGCACUUUCAUCUAAACGAGGGUAGUUUUUUCUCGCCUGCCCCUAGUCUCUCAUCCCAGAAGCUUUUGAUGUUCAGCAACUGAGACGUGCUUAUUACCAAGUUGUUUUCCCUCUUGGGGAUUGUAAGUAGAUAAUGUAGGUUACAAUGCACUUCUAAUGGUGUUGUAGCCAUGUGUAACAUUAUAUGUCUUCCCCUCCAGGACACAGGGUCAUUCUGCAUGUAGACUAAAUUUUAGACAAGACCAUGCUGUUAAAGAAAUUAGAUUUGUAAGCGGGAGGGAAGCACUAUGUUCCCAGGAACUAAUGGCUAGCUCUGCUCCAUUUUUGUUGUGGGUGUUGUUGUUGUUUGUUGUUGUACUUGUGAGGUGGUGAUCACUGAGUUUGAAAAGUGUAUUUGGGUAAAAGAGUAUUUCUCAGGCUGCUUUCUACAGUAUCAUGGAUGUUAGACAUCCCCGCCCCUUUCAGCUUCUUCCUCGGUGUCCCUAAAUUCAGUCAUGGAGUCAUUUUGAGAAUCUUGCAGUCCAAACAGAUCAUCCUCCUAAGGGACUGUCUCAGGGAUAGAGAAUUUUGUCUUUUUUUGCUAGAAACACAGAAGCUUUAAUGUGAAAUGCUUUUCUAGAAAUACCAUUUACUCAAAGGGGUACUGACAGUCCUUUUUUUUCCCCAGAAGGAUCACAGUUCAUUGCCUUGAUAUUUAUCAUCUAUUAUAUUUUUCAUAUUAUUUUAGUGGAGAGACCCCUACUCUAGAAAAUGCAGAACUCAUGCCAUUGAGCCAAGCCUUGAAUGUAUAUGACUGGUGUGAAUGGUGGGCACUGGCUGGUACUUACGCUAGAAAACACUGCUUAGAAGCACAUUUCUGAUUGUGUAGGAAAAUGUUUGUCAUUUUAUCUCUCUGUCCUAUUGCUAGAGAGAAAAGGAGAAAGUUCAUCCUGUAUUCUUAAGUAAUGUAUGAUAUCCUGGAAGUUUACACAUUGUAAAUCCACAGAAAAGAGCUAUGAUCUUCAUGCGAGCACUUUGGUUUCAUUGUCACUGUGAAGAGUAAACAUAAGCUGUUAGACAAAGCAGGUUAUCUUUGAAUAACAGAGAAUCUUUAAGAAAUUCAGGACAACAACAUGGCGUUACUUUCGUUAUUAGGUUUUAUAAUGUUUUUUUCUUUUUUUUUUUCUUUUGAACCUCAAUUCCAAACAGAACUUUCAGAUUUACAUUAAAACUCAUUUAAAUAUUUGAAAGUUUUUUGUAACUUGAUAAAUCGCAUUGGCAGUCUAGUCUUCAGAUCUUACAUUUAUAGAAAAGUGAAUUAAAUGGCGUCUGGACUGAUGCAGAAUUUCAUUUAAAAAAUAGAAUCUUCAGAAAUAAAGCCCUGCUGUUUCAGAAUUUAGAUUAGCCUUUAAGGGCCGCUACAGAUAGAAGUAAGGCACAGUUGAGAUUAAACUGUGAGUGAAUUUCUUUUUAUGAUUAGACUCUUCUUCAUUUUGUCAAGUUUUGCUGGUGGAGAUGAUUGGCAAGUUAUGGCUGUGCACAAGUUUGCUUGGUAGUUGUUUCUUCCCUGAAGGUACAAAAUUGUAGAGAUCAUCAAUAUGAGAAUUCUGUUGAAGUGCCAUCAACGCGAACUGAUACGGACCAAAUGAUUUGAUUAAAUCUUCGGGAAAUAAAAGGUUGGGAAUGUCAGCUGUGUGAGGAAUUACUUCAAGUAUUUCUAUGCCUUUAAAACAUAAGGGUUGCUUGUUUAGUAAGGUUCUCUGGUUUCUGCUAUUCCAGACAUUCUUGUAGAAGUUGUAGGACAUGUAAAUCAGCAUUGGGCCAAACUUUAGAAGUAAAUAUUUUAUAUUCUUAAGGGUUGAGCUCCACACUGUUACACUAUUUCAGGAAAGCGAGGCAGCACAGUGACUUCAGAUAGGGAAAUCAGGUGUACAUGCCUCAAAUUGAAGUAGUUUAAAGUUCAGGCAAACUCCAAAUCAGGAUGUUUUUUGCAGCCCUCACUUUGGUGAUAUGCCUUUUGUUAUAGCUCAGCUCGUUUUAUUCUGGCUUGUUUGUGGUUGUGUAUACACACACAAGAACAAACCACAUAUAUAUAUAUAUAUAUAUAUGUAUGUAUAUGUAUAUGUAUAUGUAUAUACACCUAUAUAUUCAAUUUCAUCUCUAUUAAAAAGUUAUUUUUUGCUAUGUGCUGAUGUGCAGCAUCUGUAACUUGCCAAGAUUAUCCCUUGAGUGCAGCAUUUCAUCUGUGGGAAGUUGUUUUGUCAUUUUCUAGGCACAUACUGAUCAACAUCUGUCUUACAAAGUGAGUUGUCACUAUGAUCUGCAGACCAGCUGUAAUAGCAGUCUCUGCCAGUGCUGUGUAUCACACUUAGCUGUAAUCCUUCUCAGUGUCUCAGACUUUACCAAGGUGCGUGAAGAUUGUAGCAAAACCUCGUAUAGUGACAUUCAAUACGCUUCAAAGUUCUGUGGUGGUAAUAAAGUUAGAAAUGUCCAGGGUCUGGGCUGUGAGAAUAAUCUGCUGGUUUUCUGAUUGUGUUAAAUACCAAACAGAAAGCAUGCUCUAAUUUUCUGAUACCGGUGACAAAUAUCUAAAUUUAAACCUCUUUAUUCUGAAUUCACUCUGCUGUGUCACGUCUUAGAACAUUUGGUACAUAAUGUCAGGCACUAGUUGGAAAUUUCUGCACUAUUUCAGUGCAGUUGCAGCAUUGUAAAAGAAGGCUGAAAACCAGAACACUACGUGUGUGCAUGUGUAUGUGUGUGCAAAUAUUUUUGAUGCUUAGGUGAGGAAGUGCGGGUACUAUAUGUAGAUGUCUAUACACGUGUCAGUAGGGAUAAAUUAAUUAUCCCUUGAUACAGUUUUUAUCAUGUUACAUUAUGUUGCCAUUUUACAACUCAUUUUUCUUGGGCUUUAUAAUUUUUAAAAGACUGCUAAAUCAGACUUUGGUUCUCCUUUUCAGGAGGUUUUUGUGAGCAGAUUUUUGGUUCAGUGUUGAUCCCGUUUGUUUUUCAUCCUGCAGGCCACAAAGUGAUGAAGCGAAAGUAUCUAUUGCGGUGAAUGUGGCAAGAUGAAGUUUUAAGUUGCUUUGUUACUCUCGCUAGUUUUAAUUUGGAUACUUUAUGUCACUGUUCGCUUUAAAUGCAAAUUUCUUUGAACACGCUUUCUGAUGUGGGUUUGAAAAAGCUUUUAACGGUGUACUUCAUUCUGUAGUCCUGAACAUCAUGUUGCAGCCAGUAAGCGUUAAACGUAGUUAUUUGUAGAUUGCAAGUGUGUUGGUCUCAAUUACCUAAAUCUAACAUUUCCAACACGCUCCCGCUAGCUUGAACACAGCUAGUCAUCUGUUCUGACAGCAAAAUUACGAGGAGAAAAACUGUUUUCUGACAACUUAUUUAUUUGCACUACUUACGAAUACUGGAGUUUACUGGGACAGGGUUUUUUCUCACCAUGUGAGGUUUACUUGUGUGUGGGUAGGUACAUACAUUUGUCACGUGUUGACAAUCAAUUGCCUCAACUGUGUGUAUACUGUAUGUAAAUAUGAACAUAUUUUUCAAGAUUAAGGGGGAAACCUGCACCUUAAUGGUGGUAAAGCUGCUCUGUAGAAAGGUGGCCCCGACUCUUACCCCUUUCUGUCUCCAGAUAGAUGUGGCUUGUUUUACUUCUUUAAUGAACAUAAUUAAUUUUCCUGGAAAAUUUUAGUUCCAGGGAGAUUUUCCUCAAUGUUUAAUGUAUAGCAUGUUCAGAGAAUUAUAUUUUCAAAAGUUAAUUUUGGUGUAGAUUAUUCUAUGCUAUGGCUGUAUUUUAACCUAAGGUUUAAAUUUGUUCUAUUUUAUCAUGAAACAAUGGCUCUCUUUCAAGUGUUCGAGUGUUUUAAUUUCGGUCACGGGCCGGAAAUUUUUGUUUGACUUGGCUUACAAAUUUAAGUUAAUUUGAAGACCAAGUAGUAACCAAGAAUAACUUAUUGAAUAAAGUUCUUAAUCAGUACAAACUUGAUACUGAACUCAUAAUCCUGGAGGAGGUGUGGAAAGCAUAAUGGAACUUGAAUGGAACGUGUGUGCUGCAUACAGAACAAAAAGAUGUUUCUGUUAUUUGUGGAUCUAUAAGUCUUAUCCUUAAAUUUUGCUAUUCUAUCACUGCCAAAGAUAUUGUUACCUUGGCAUGUUUCGUAUGGGACUGAAACUGUUAGCUAAGUCUCAUUUAUAACAUUCAUUUACAUCACUGGAAUAGUUCAUAUCAGAACAAUAAACAUGCUUUCUUUUUCAAUGGCUUGUUAAGGACGAUCACUAGGUAAAGUUAUCAAUAACCAGUCCUUUCAAAGCAUCAAAAGCAGAGGGCUAAUCCUCUGUACUUGCAUUAUAUUCUUGGCAUAAAUAAAAUUGAUCAAUAUUUAUUUUCUCUGGUAUUUUAAAUGCUGCUUAUUGCUGAUAUAUGGGCCUUAAUUUCUCUUUCUCUUAUUAAAGUAAGAUAAAUUUCUCUUAAUUUUUCAAAAUAGUAUUAGUCUGUUUUCCCACUGGCUCUUAAAUAAAUUUCACUCCCGCGAAGCUUUUCUGUGGUUGAUUUGGGGCAACAGAUCCCGGUGUGGACAUUGUAUUUGUGAAUACAUACAUCAGUCUGUCAAAAUCCACAUGCUUGUGAUCAGCUGAAGAGAUGAAAUACUCACCUGCCUCUUAAACAGUGAUGGACAGCAGCAGAGAGAUCUGUGAGCAACUUGGUUCAUCAGUACUGUAUGAAAGCAAGCAGUAAAUGGAUUUUGCAAGACUGAUCUGUGCGAUGAUUUUCACUUAGUCAUUAUAGAGUUUUAUUUUGAAGUGAACCAAAUAGUGGAACAAAUGUUCAAAACAUAACAGGUAGCCGUUUCUCAGAAAGUUACCUUGUAAGUUUGGCAAGUGUCAAGGCCUGUUAUCAUGUAAUACAUUAGAAGUUCAAAAGCAAGCUCUACAAGUCUGAGGGUACCUCACAGCUGCCAGGAAUGGAUUUAGUACAUCUGCCUCAUGUUAUGUGACCUUGAGAUUCUUGUGAAGAAAAAAAGAAUCAUAAGUAAUUUCUGCCUGUUAUUUAUAUUCUUAGAAUAAAAAAAACCCCAAACACUUCUGAUUAUUUUUUUUUUGUCUGUACUGAUCAGAUUUAAAAAACAGAUAGUUUUAGGGAUAACAAGAAUUUUAAAAUGGGUCUAUAAAUUACGUGUUCUAUCAUAAAGGAUUCCUAAGCUACUCCUGUGGGGAGCUGCUGUGUGAGAACACUUGUACAGUAAAACUUUGUGUCUGUACAGUAAAGCCUUGGCCUACGUUUUAGCUUGUGCACAAUGGGCAAAGUCGAUUAAGCUGUAUUAAAAAGUUAUUCGGUUGUGAGCUCCCAGUGUUUUGUAAUCCUCAUCCUCCCCAGAACUGAUGAGAAAACAGAAAAACAGAAAUAAUUCUGUGAUUCUGUGAAAAACAAGUAUGAACGAAGCAACCUUUUCAAAGAGAAAUGAGCUUUGUUCAAAAACAGGUGGGACUUGGGAGUGACAAGUACUGGCUUCUGACACUGUCCUUUUUGUUCACGUGGUUCCUGUUGUUGUGCUGGACUUUCAUGCUGUUUAUGAAAAAAAAUUUGAGUGUUAGAAACUUUAUGGCUUGAAGUAUCCAGUAGAUGUGAGUUAGCAAUCACUCUAGAUAAACCACUUCUCAAAGCUUUUUAGUAGAUAGUACUGGGGUGUGUCUGUGUUUUUGUGUGCCGGUGUUCGACGAUUACUUUGAAACAAGACUUCUUACUGUUUACGUGCAGGAAGCGCAUACUUUCAGGAUGGAUAUAACUGGUUUAUUUAUGAAGAGAAAACGGACGAUUAAAUAAAACUGAGUCAUUUAACGUUAUUUUCCAUAUCGAGGAUUCCAGGGAAAAAAAAAAAAAAA
Messenger RNA from Coturnix japonica (Japanese quail), 8514 nucleotides. The record is from RefSeq and is a predicted model, not a curated record. NCBI's taxonomy places the organism in Eukaryota, Metazoa, Chordata, Aves, Galliformes, Phasianidae.